CAACCGCACACGGCGGGCGGGCGGAGGGCGGCCCCGGCAGCGCCGCGAUCAGGUGGCAGCACCGAGCCCGAGCCCGGCCGCUGCCCGGCGGAUAAAAGUGCCGCCCGCCGCGGGACGGCCGCCAGCCGAGCGGAGCCGCCGAGGAGCCGCGUGACUAAGCGGAGGAAGCACUUGCUAUCCUUGCACUACCGGGCCAGACAAUCCUUCCCUCGGCUGCAGAUCCCUCUGGAUCCCUUCCCAUAAUGGAGGUGUGAGUGCCAAGAUCCUCCAUGACCUCCAGAAGCCACAACUCCUUGCCGAGAACUCUGAUGGCUCCACGAAUGCUUUCCGAAGGUGCUCUGGGGGGCAUUGCCCAAAUCACCCCCUCGCUGUACCUGAGCCGGGGCAGCGUCGCCUCCAACCGGCACCUGCUCCUGUCCCGAGGGAUCACCUGCAUAAUCAACGCAACCAUCGAGAUCCCCAACUUCAAUUGGCCCCAGUUUGAAUAUGUCAAAGUGCCUUUGGCUGACAUGCCCAACGCCCCCAUCUCCUUGUACUUCGACAGCGUUGCCGACAAGAUCAACAGCGUGGCACGGAAGCACGGGGCCACCUUGGUCCACUGCGCGGCCGGCGUGAGCAGGUCAGCCACCCUGUGCAUCGCCUACCUGAUGAAGUACCAUAAGGUGUCCCUCUUCGAGGCUUACAACUGGGUCAAAUCAAGACGCCCUGUUAUACGCCCCAACGUGGGCUUCUGGAGGCAACUGAUAGACUACGAGAGGAAGCUGUUUGGGAAGACAACGGUUAAAAUGGUACAGACACCAUAUGGCAUCAUCCCAGACGUUUACGAGAGAGAGAGGAGACCCCUGAUGCCUUACUGGGGAAUUUAAUGUGACUGCAGACGGGAAGCACAGCAGAAGGGACAUGCUGUUCCAAGUCGACCAGACUGGAGAUGUUCCCUUCUCUUUCUACAGCCAACUUUGGUUCUUUACCAUACAGCAGAACCUCAACUAAUUUUCACCUCACUAACCCGCAAGGCCAACAGUUCCCUUCGAAGCAUUUCUCUCUACAGGGAUUCCCCCAUCCCAUUUUUCUCUGAUUUAGCAGAAUGAGAUCUUCUUAUAAGUUUAUUCCUUUCAUAAAGCCUCCCUCUCUUUUUAGUCAGUUUAUUAGUAUCCUAUGAGGAAAGGCCUACGAGGCGUUCGGCAGAAUUAAUGAACAAAGUGCGCUUUGUGAUGCGGUAGCCUGGAUAUUUCUUUAAUAGCUUGUUUGCUUCCUUGCAGAAUCCUGUAGUGGUUUGGGAGCAGCACUGGCACCACAGGGAAGUCCAGCUCUAACAGCAUGGCUUCCAGGAGCAGGGAGGAGGUAGUGCAGGGUUGUGUUGCUAGUGCUGGUGUUUUCUUUAACAUCUGUAGUGACUCUCAGUAUAUAGUGUUUGAGAUCUUUAGUCGGCUCUUAAUCUGUAUUAAAAGUCAAAAAGAAUGAAGUCAGUCCGUGUCAGGCACAAGUGAAAUAAAAUUUGACUGAUUGGAAUCAAGUAAAUACCAAGCCCUUCUUCACUCAUUCCAUGCCAGGGCAAUAGUCCUGGAAUACACCGACACUUCUGAAAAGUACUGCUGGUGUUCCGUGGGUGGAAAGGAAACACAAUUUGUGAACGUGUGGCUCAAAGCAGCAGCAGGAGGUUAACCCUUCCCUUCCCACCACACAGCCAAGGGGAUGUUUAGGAAACGCUGUGUGCGUGGCCACCUUCCUAAAGGGCUGAGUUGCAUUUCCUAACAUUCAGACAAGCAGUGGACUGGAAGUAGGUACACCCACUGGAGUACUUUGCUCUAGAUGUCGUGAUCUGCCUUAGCCCAUUUCUCAAACACUUCAUUAUGUCCUCAAGGUUAUGUUGCAUUCUAGAAUUGUUCUGCACAAAAAGGCGAUCUGUUUCACCUCCGGACGGGGAUGGCGGUACGGAAAAGGCUUUGCCUCGCUCCGUUCGUGAUGAGAAAGAUUCCAACUGGAGACGUGGGAGAAACCUGUCUGUGGCACAGCUGCUGCCUCCUGGGCACCGCUGCCCUCCCCGCAGAUGGAGCAAGACCUUCCUGUCCUCUGCUGCAUCCCUGCCGGAUGAGUACGCAGAUUGCUGGAUGCUGAGAGAGCUAUCUGAUUUAAAUGAGAUUCUAUACUUGUAAAAAAAAAAUCAAUAAAGAGUAAACUAGAA
Messenger RNA from Tympanuchus pallidicinctus (lesser prairie-chicken), 2182 nucleotides. RefSeq names its product dual specificity phosphatase 14 (gene DUSP14). The transcript is spliced from 2 exons. Gene Ontology annotation, cellular component: cytoplasm. The coding region runs from base 270 to 866 and encodes 198 amino acids. Gene Ontology annotation, biological process: protein dephosphorylation. The record is from RefSeq and is a predicted model, not a curated record. Gene Ontology annotation, molecular function: MAP kinase tyrosine/serine/threonine phosphatase activity. NCBI's taxonomy places the organism in Eukaryota, Metazoa, Chordata, Aves, Galliformes, Phasianidae.